Porites evermanni is the source of this 1293-nucleotide messenger RNA. NCBI's taxonomy places the organism in Eukaryota, Metazoa, Cnidaria, Anthozoa, Scleractinia, Poritidae. The record is from the annotation of a GenBank genome assembly.
UGUUUCGUUUUCUUUUCCAUUUUUAACGGCAUCUCUUCCAAAGAAGAGAAACGAGCGAACAAAGACACCGUGAUCAUGGUCUCCCUAGAUGGCAUGGGAUGGCAGUUCAUAAGUGGACAGUUUGCCGGUACUCCAAACUUAGAUGCAGUGGGUAGGAACGGAGUUCGAGCUAAGCAUACUUUCAAUGUUGUCCCAACAAAAACUUGGCCCACUCACCACUCCUACCUAACAGGUCUUUACCCAGAAAGCCACGGUAUUGUGUCCAACAAGUUCUGGGAUCCACUUUACCAAGAGAUGUACAUUUACGAUUACGACUGUUCGUCGAAGGAUCCCAAGUUCUAUAAGGCUGCCGAACCGAUCUGGCUGACGCUACAGAAACAAGGAGGAAAGAGCGGGUUAUAUUUCUGGCCCGGAGACGAAGGUUACACCGAAAAACCCACGUAUUAUGAGAAACCCUUUUGCCUUGUGAAUUGCAGUGCAAUUGAUUCGAAGGAUCUGCCUAAAUAAACACGCCCCACAUGGCCGAGUUACAUCCACUGUUUUCCUAAUUACACUGAGCCAUUCAAAAGCCGGUUGGAUAAGGUAAUUAACUGGUUCAAAUCUAAGGAACCACCCAAGUUUGUAGGGGUGUAUAUUGAUCAUCCAGACUGGGAGGGUCAUGAUUACGGCUCUCAUUCCAAACAGUAUAAGGAAGCCAUUGAGAAGGUUGAUCGAGAGGUCGUUGGUUAUCUGACUAAGCGCUUGCGUGAUGUUAACCUCAUUGAUAACGUCAAUUUAAUCUUUGUCAGCGAUAACAGCUUUAAUAACAUUUCUUCGGCCCGUCAAAUAUUUUUUGAUGAUUAUCUCGACCGAUCCGCGUACAUGAUGACAGAAUCAACAGCUCUGGGACAUAUCUGGCCAAAAGAUGAGAAGCUGGAGGAAAUAUUUGAAAAUCUCACAAAGGUAAAGAACCCACACAUGAAAAUUUACAAGAAACAAGACAUCCCCGAAUCAUUCCACUGGAAACACAAUCGCAGAAUACCCCCCACACUCAUUGAUCCCGAGUUGGGUUGGUCUGUCACACAAUCCCGCGGGAACCCAAACACAUCGUGGGUUUACGGGACACAUGGUUGGCCACCGCGGGAAAGUCAAAGCUAUCCGAUCUUUUUCGCACAAGGUCCUGCUUUUAAGAAGGGUUUCGAAGUUCAGCCGUCUAAUAUAGUUGAUUUAUAUCCUUUGAUGUGCCAUCUGCUUGGAAUUCAACCACAACCAAAUAACGGUUCAUUUGAAAAUGUUCGAGUUAUGCUGCGAGAG